Abrus precatorius (Indian licorice) is the source of this 2943-nucleotide messenger RNA. RefSeq names its product HIPL1 protein. NCBI's taxonomy places the organism in Eukaryota, Viridiplantae, Streptophyta, Magnoliopsida, Fabales, Fabaceae. The coding region runs from base 739 to 2826 and encodes 695 amino acids. The record is from RefSeq and is a predicted model, not a curated record. The transcript is spliced from 7 exons.
AUGGUCACAGUUGAAUUCCGACUAUUUAUCUCUACGUUUUCGUUUUAUUUAUUAAUUAUUUGGUCAGUGGUAAUCCAAAGUGGAUUCCAUUCUUAAUUACUCCAUGUCUUCUGCUUCCUUUUGGGUCAUUGGUUAGAAACAAUGCAAUAAAUAAGGGUAAAGAAAAGAAGUAUGAACCCAAUGAAAAGUAAAUCAACCAAGUUAUGCUAGGUCCUUGGUGUCUCUAUUGUCUAAACUAAACUAAACUAAACUUCCACCAAUACUUUAAAGAGAAUUGAUGAAAAAGUCAACUGGGAAGAUGGGAAAACAUCUAGAACUUGACGUCUGUGUCCUUUUCCAUUAUGGCGUGUGAACAAGGGGAAAAGGUGAAGGGUAAAAAGGGCUUGAACUCUUGGUGGUUGAGGAAGUUUCUUUUUUUAUUUGAGAGGUUUGAAUGAAAAUUGAAAACUAUGGGAGUUAACCAGGAGUUGUAGACAAUGGGUGAAUAUUAAAAAAAAAAAACAGAAAUGAAGGACUAAAGGAUAGAAAUUGAUUAUGGUUGAAGAUUUUGUGCUUGAAAAGUGACUGUUUUGAGGGAGAGAGGAGAGCUGUUUUAAAAUAAAUUAUGUUCGUUUUAUCCCUUCAAGUCAACUUGCUACAAAAGGGUUGUGUUUUUUGGAUGGUGUUCUGGGAUGUGUUAUAAAUAAGUGGAGACGAUAUUGGUGUAGUGGGAUUUCAAGUUUACACUGGUUUGGUGAAAUGAAGGGUGUUCUUUCCAUCAGCUUCUUGUUUUGUUGCUUGUUUCUGCUUUUGGAUUCUUCGAUUUCACUUCCACUCUGCGUUGAUUCAAGGGCACCCCUUACCCUGAACACGACACUUGGAUUUUGUCCUUACAAUGGAAGCACAUGUUGCAACUCCACAGAAGAUGCACAGAUAGAGAAGCAGUUCCGAAUGAGGAACAUAUCUGAUCCUGGCUGUGCCGCAGUUUUGAAGUCAAUACUUUGUGCGAGGUGUGACCCAUUUUCAGCAGAGCUAUUUACAGUACAAUCCUCCCCUAGAUCAGUUCCAGUGCUUUGCAAUUCCACCAUACCAGCAAAUUCUUCUCAGUCAAAGACAGCAGUGGAGGACUUCUGCUCUCAAGUAUGGGACACGUGUGAAAAUGUAUCCAUAGUGAAUUCUCCAUUUGCCCCUUCAUUACAAGGUCAAGCAGGAGCACCAGUUCAUACCAAUGCUACAAAAUUGACUGAUUUAUGGCAGUCCAAAACAGACUUUUGCACUGCAUUUGGUGGAUUAUCUGAUAAUUCAUCCAUGUGCUUUGACGGAGAACCAGUUUCUCUAAAUAAAACUGAGGUUCCUGUUACACCCCCACGUGGCUUGUGCCUUGAGAAAAUUGGUAAUGGAUCUUAUCUCAACAUGGUGGCUCACCCUGAUGGCUCUAACCGUGCAUUCUUCUCUAAUCAAAUGGGUAAGGUCUGGCUGGCAACACUUCCAGAUGAGGGAUCAGGAGGGAAAUUGGAGCUUGAUGAAUCGAGUCCCUUUGUUGAUCUAACUGAUCAGGUUUAUUUUGCUACCCAAUUUGGAAUGAUGGGCAUGGCAUUUCAUCCAAAUUUUGCGCAAAAUGGGCGAUUCUUUGCUUCAUUUAACUGUGAUAAAUCCAAGUGGUCAGGAUGUACUGGAAGAUGUUCUUGUAAUUCAGAUGUUAAUUGUGAUCCUUCAAAGAUUGGUACUGAUCAAGGUGCCCAACCAUGCCAAUAUCAAACUGUUAUUGCAGAAUAUUCUGCUAAUGGCACAGCAUCUCAGCCUUCUAUGGUGGAAAAUGCUAAACCAACUGAAGUGAGAAGAAUAUUUACCAUGGGCCUCCCAUUUACAGGUCAACAUGGAGGUCAAAUACUCUUUGGACCUGAUGAUGGGUAUUUAUACUUCAUGAUGGGAUAUGGAGGAGGUUCAGGUGAUCCAUACAAUUUUGCACAAAACAAGAAAUCUCUUCUUGGAAAGAUUAUGAGGCUUGAUAUAGACAACAUCCCUAGUGCAGAAGAAAUUAGUAAACUUGGGCUUUGGGGUAACUACUCCACUCCAAAGGACAAUCCAUUUAGUGAAGAUAAAGAUCUGCAACCUGAAAUAUGGGCCUUGGGACUAAGGAAUCCUUGGCGCUGCAGUUUUGAUGCAGAAAGACCUUCCUACUUUUUGUGUGGAGAUGUUGGACAGGAUGUUUAUGAGGAGGUGGAUCUCAUCACAAAGGGUGGAAACUACGGCUGGCGUGUUUAUGAGGGUCCCAAUCUAUUCCACCCUACACAAUCACCUGGAGGAAAUACUUCCCUAAAAUCCAUUAAUCCAAUUUUCCCAAUAUUUGGAUACAAACAUACUGAAAUAAACAAGAAUGAAGGAUCAGCAUCCAUUACCGGAGGAUAUAUGUAUCGAUCUACCACUGAUCCUUGCAUGUAUGGAAGGUACGUGUUUGGGGAUCUGUAUGCGGAAGCAAUGUGGGCAGGGACAGAGGAGCCAGAAAACAGUGGAAAUUUCAGCACUAGCAGAAUUCCAUUCAGUUGUGCAAGUGAUUCUCCAAUACAAUGUGACGCAGCACCUGGAAACUCUCUUCCUGCUUUAGGCUACAUCUAUUCAUUUGGUGAAGACAAGAAGAAAGAUGUUUAUGUCCUUGCAAGCACUGGCGUUUACCGCAUUGUUCGUCCGAGUCGUUGCAGUUAUGUUUGCUCACUGGAAAAGGCAACAACUACUACAACCUCACCCCCUUCUCCUUCUCCUUCUCAUGCUGGCCAUAGAAGUAACCUCUCUCUAUAUAUGUUUUUGCACUUUUCAUCUUUGUUGUUGCAUUUGUUGGGUUUCAUGUAGAAUGCUAUGAUUUUUGUAAAUUACGUAGAGAUCGCAGGCGCAUGUUCGUUUCCGCCUUUCUUCUUUUGCACUCCUUAUUUAUGCUUCAUUAAUAAAAGAUAAGUGAGCACAAAUUCU